This is a messenger RNA of Prunus armeniaca (apricot), 768 nucleotides long. The record is from the annotation of a GenBank genome assembly. NCBI's taxonomy places the organism in Eukaryota, Viridiplantae, Streptophyta, Magnoliopsida, Rosales, Rosaceae.
AUGGCAGAAGCUACAAAGAGGUACGCAGUUGUCACAGGCGCAAAUAAAGGGAUUGGAUUUGGCACGGUUAGGCAACUGGCUUCAAAUGGGGUCACAGUGGUGUUAACUGCUAGAGAUGAGAAGAGGGGUCUUGAAGCUCUUGAUGUAACAGACCCUGUUAGCAUUGCUUCCUUGGCAGAUUUUGUCAAAACCCAGUAUGGGAAACUUGAUAUCUUGGUAAACAAUGCAGGAAUUAUUGGAAGCCAACUGAACCCUGAAGCUUUUAGAUCAGCUGUAAGUGGUAAGAAGGCUGAAGAAAUCGAUUGGAGUGAAGUAUCAACAACACUAAACUACGAGUUAGCAGAAGAAUGCCUGGAAACAAACUACUAUGGGACCAAAAGAGUGACUGAAGCACUUUUGCCUAUCCUCCAGCUAUCUGAUUCACCAAGAAUCGUUAAUGUUUCUUCUCGUUUCGCUAAGCUGAUGAAUUUUCCAAAUGGAUGGGCUAAAGAGGUGCUAAGUGAGGCUGAAAGCCUUACAGAAGUGAGAAUAGAUGAUGUGCUUGUCUCAAAAGCAGCCUUGAACGCGUACACUAGGAUCUUGGCCAACAAGUAUCCAAAUUUCUACAUCAACUGUGUGAGCCCUGGAUUUGUCAAAACUGAUAUAAGUUACAAUACUGGCGUCUUAACCAUCGACGAAGGUGCCGAAAGUCUCGUCUGGUUGGCGCUUCUCCCUAAUGGUGGUCCUACCGGCCUCUAUUUUCUCCGUCAAGAAGUGACUCCUUUUUGA